Otolemur garnettii (small-eared galago) is the source of this 7559-nucleotide messenger RNA. RefSeq names its product coiled-coil domain containing 88A (gene CCDC88A). The coding region runs from base 827 to 6520 and encodes 1897 amino acids. The transcript is spliced from 34 exons. Lineage: Eukaryota; Metazoa; Chordata; Mammalia; Primates; Galagidae. Gene Ontology annotation, molecular function: microtubule binding; dynein light intermediate chain binding. The record is from RefSeq and is a predicted model, not a curated record. Gene Ontology annotation, cellular component: centrosome; cytoplasm. Gene Ontology annotation, biological process: cytoskeleton-dependent intracellular transport; cytoplasmic microtubule organization.
CGGCAGCCGAGCGCGGCGAGCGGUGGGGUUGUGAUGCGGCACUGCGGUUCUGAGGCCGUUACUCGGCUCCUCCAGAUAGGGCGGAGGAGGAGGUCGGAGCGCGGCGGUGAUUUUGUGCCCGGGCUUCCCGGAGGCACGCUGAAAAGGCUGGCCGGGCUGAAGAAGCUGGGGGGUUAGGGACGCACAGUCAAGCCCCCACCCCCUGGGAGGGGAAGGGGGCUGGAGCGAGGCUUGAGGGCUGCGGAGAGAUGGUGCCUGGUCGGGGGAAAGGGGCGAGCCCUGCCUGUCGGUGGUGAGGGGCUGCGGGCAGCGGGGGCUCCGCGGGUCGCAGGGACGCCCUGCCCAGUGGGUGGAACGUGUAGAGCGGAACGCGAGGUCGAGCCUGGCGGCCCCUCGGAACCUUUAACGUGGUAUCUAACGUGGUGUUUCAUUUAGCCCACAGUGGGAUUAAUUCAUUGGGGGCAGUGUCCCUGGUCUGGCUCCUCCAGGAGCUGGGCAACCUUGACGGGCUUUUUGUCUUGUGCUCCAGCCCCUUUUCCCUUCCUCCUCCAGAUGCCUUUUCUGUGCCCCUCCUCGCCCGGUACAGACAUUUCCAGCGCAGGCUGCUGCUCGUGGUGGCCGUCGAAGCUACUUCUCGGGAUUUCGGCUGAUUUCUCUCUGGGGUGUUUUUUGAGGAGAGGGACUUUCCCCCUCCUCCACGAUGGGUUUUUCCUCCCUUGCCAGCAUGGACUUUCAUUGAUUUUUACUUACUUCUUCAACGUUUAGUGACCAAUUCCCUAGGCGUAUUUUUGUGGUAGUUCCUUUUUUCAUACACUUAGUCUGUAAAAUGGAGAACGAGGUUUUUACUCCCCUUCUGGAGCAGUUCAUGACCAGCCCCUUGGUCACUUGGGUUAAAACGUUUGGACCUCUGGCUGCAGGAAAUGGGACCAACCUGGAUGAAUAUGUGGCUUUGGUGGAUGGGGUAUUCUUGAACCAGGUCAUGCUCCAAAUUAAUCCUAAAACAGAGAGUCAGAGAGUAAAUAAAAAAGUAAACAAUGAUGCAUCACUUAGGAUUCAUAAUCUUUCCAUUUUGGUGAAACAAAUAAAAUUUUAUUACCAGGAGACUUUGCAGCAAUUGAUCAUGAUGUCUUUGCCAAAUGUCUUAAUCAUUGGCAAAAAUCCCUUUUCUGAACAAGGCACAGAAGAAGUUAAAAAGCUGCUUUUACUUUUACUGGGUUGUGCAGUUCAGUGUCAGAAAAAAGAAGAAUUCAUUGAAAGAAUUCAAGGUUUAGAUUUUGAUACAAAAGCAGCAGUUGCCGCACAUAUACAAGAGGUUACCCAUAAUCAGGAAAAUGUGUUCGAUCUUCAGUGGAUGGAAGUGACUGAUCUAUCUCAGGAGGACAUAGAACCACUCUUGAAAAAUAUGGCUUUACACCUAAAAAGACUUAUUGAUGAGAGAGAUGAACAUUCCGAGACUAUCAUAGAGCUUUCUGAAGAGCGGGAUGGUCUCCAUUUUCUACCCCAUGCCUCUUCAUCGGCACAGUCACCCUGUGGUUCUCCAGGCAUGAAGCGAACGGAAAGUCGACAACAUCUGUCAGUGGAACUGGCAGAUGCUAAAGCCAAGAUAAGAAGGCUCAGGCAGGAACUAGAGGAAAAGACUGAACAGUUAUUGGACUGUAAACAAGAACUUGAGCAAAUGGAAAUAGAACUAAAAAGGCUGCAACAAGAGAAUAUGAAUUUGCUUUCGGAUGCUCGUUCUGCCAGAAUGUACCGAGAUGAAUUAGAUGCACUUCGAGAGAAGGCAAUCAGAGUUGAUAAGCUUGAAAGCGAAGUCAGCAGAUACAAAGAGAGGUUACAUGAUAUUGAAUUUUAUAAGGCAAGAGUUGAGGAAUUAAAGGAAGACAAUCAGGUUUUAUUAGAAACAAAAACCAUGUUGGAAGAUCAACUAGAAGGAACUCGAGCUCGUUCUGAUAAAUUACAUGAAUUAGAAAAAGAGAACUUACAACUGAAGGCUAAGCUUCAUGAUAUGGAAAUGGAACGAGAUAUGGAUAGAAAAAAGAUUGAAGAACUAAUGGAAGAAAACAUGACUUUGGAAAUGGCACAGAAACAAAGUAUGGAUGAAUCAUUACAUCUUGGCUGGGAGCUGGAGCAGAUAUCCAAAACUAGUGAACUUUCUGAAGCACCACAGAAGUCCUUGGGCCAUGAGGUGAAUGAGUUGACAUCAAGUAGAUUAUUGAAGUUGGAGAUGGAAAACCAGAGUUUAACAAAAACUGUAGAAGAGCUUCGGAGUACUAUGGAUUCUGUAGAAGGCAACACUUCCAAAAUCCUAAAAGUUGAAAAAGAAAAUCAAAGACUAAGUAAAAAGGUUGAAAUUCUUGAAAAUGAGAUUGUUCAAGAAAAGCAAAGUCUUCAGAAUUGUCAGAAUUUAAGCAAAGAUCUAAUGAAGGAAAAAGCUCAGCUUGAAAAAACAAUUGAAACACUUAGAGAAAAUUCAGAGAGACAGAUUAAAAUAUUGGAACAGGAAAAUGAACAUCUAAAUCAAACAGUAACUUCUUUAAGGCAGCGUUCUCAGAUAAGUGCUGAAGCAAGAGUGAAAGACAUUGAAAAAGAAAAUAAAAUUCUUCAUGAAUCUAUCAAAGAAACAAGUAGCAAACUAAGCAAGAUUGAAUUUGAAAAGAGACAAAUUAGAAAAGAAUUGGAACAUUAUAAGGAAAAAGGAGAACGAGCAGAAGAACUUGAAAAUGAGCUACAUCAUCUUGAAAAAGAAAAUGAAUUGUUACAGAAAAAGAUAACUAAUUUAAAAAUCACUUGUGAAAAAAUUGAAGCCUUAGAACAAGAAAAUUCAGAGUUAGAAAGAGACAACAGAAAAUUAAAAAAAACAUUGGAUAGCUUUAAAAACCUUACUUUUCAGCUAGAAUCCCUAGAAAAGGAGAAUUCUCAACUUGAUGAGGAAAAUUUAGAACUGAGAAGGAAUGUGGAAUCUUUGAAGUGUGCAAGCAUGAAAAUGGCUCAGCUACAACUAGAAAACAAAGAACUGGAAAGUGAAAAAGAACAACUUAAGAAAGGUUUGGAGCUCAUGAAAGCAUCUUUCAAGAAAACAGAACGCUUAGAAGUUAGCUACCAGGGUUUAGAUACAGAAAAUCAAAGGCUACAGAAAGCUCUAGAGAACAGCAAUAAAAAAAUCCAACAAUUAGAAGGUGAACUACAAGACUUAGAGAUGGAAAAUCAAACACUACAAAAAAACCUAGAAGAAUUAAAAAUAUCAAGCAAAAGACUAGAACAGCUGGAAAAAGAAAAUAAAUCUUUAGAACAAGAGACUUCUCAACUGGAAAAGGAUAAGAAACAAUUGGAGAAGGAAAAUAAAAGACUCCGACAACAAGCAGAAAUUAAAGAUACCACAUUAGAAGAAAAUAAUGUAAAGAUUGGAAAUUUGGAAAAAGAAAACAAAACACUAUUCAAAGAAAUUGGUAUAUAUAAAGAAUCUUGUAUUCGCCUCAAAGAAUUAGAGAAAGAAAAUAAGGAGCUUGUGAAAAGAGCAACUAUUGAUAUAAAAACUUUGGUUACAUUGCGUGAGGAUUUGGUGAGUGAAAAAUUGAAGACUCAGCAGAUGAACAAUGAUCUUGAAAAAUUAACUCAUGAGCUUGAGAAAAUAGGAUUAAAUAAAGAGCGACUAUUAUGUGAUGAGCAAAGUACUGAUGACAGUAGAUAUAAACUUCUGGAAUCAAAAUUAGAAUCCACUCUUAAGAAGUCCCUUGAAAUAAAAGAAGAAAAAAUUGCUGCUUUAGAAGCUCGAUUAGAAGAAUCCACAAAUUACAACCAACAAUUACGCCAAGAACUUAAAACGGUGAAAAAAAAUUAUGAAGCUCUCAAACAAAGACAAGAUGAGGAAAGGAUGAUUCAGAGCUCUCCUCCAGUAUCUGGCGAAGAUAACAAAUGGGAGAGAGAAAGUCAGGAAACCACUAGAGAGCUUCUGAAAGUUAAAGACAGGUUAAUUGAAGUAGAACGAAACAAUGCUACACUGCAAGCAGAGAAGCAAGCAUUGAAAACUCAACUGAAACAACUUGAGACACAGAACAGUAAUUUGCAGGCUCAAAUUCUUGCACUUCAGAGGCAGACAGUGUCCCUGCAGGAACAGAAUACCACUCUCCAAACACAGAAUGCCAAGCUUCAGGUUGAAAAUUCCACCCUUAAUUCCCAAAGUACCUCACUUAUGAACCAGAAUGCACAGCUCUUAAUCCAGCAGUCUUCCUUAGAAAAUGAAAAUGAAUCUGUAAUCAAAGAACGAGAAGAGCUAAAAUCUCUCUAUGAUUCUCUGAUCAAAGAUCAUGAAAAGCUGGAACUUCUUCAUGAACGGCAGGCUUCAGAAUAUGAAUCUCUUAUCUCUAAACAUGGAACUCUAAAGUCUGCCCACAAAAAUCUUGAGGUGGAACAUAAAGAUCUCGAAGACCGUUAUAAUCAGUUACUAAAACAGAAAGGACAGUUGGAGGAUUUGGAAAAGAUGCUCAAAAUAGAACAAGAAAAAAUGCUGCUUGAAAAUAAAAACCAUGAGAUGGUAGCUGCAGAGUACAAGAAACUUUGUGUUGAAAAUGAGAGGUUGAAUCAUACAUAUAGUCAACUUUUAAAAGAGUCUGAAGUGUUGCAAACUGACCAUAAAAAUUUAAAAAGUCUUCUAAAUAAUUCCAAACUGGAACAAACAAAAUUAGAAGCUGAAUUUUCAAAGCUAAAGGAACAAUACCAACAGUUGGAUAUUACAUCCACCAAGCUGAAUAACCAGUGUGAGUUGCUAAGCCAACUUAAAGGAAAUUUAGAAGAAGAAAAUCGACAUCUGCUAGAUCAAAUUCAGACAUUAAUGCUGCAGAACAGAACACUCUUGGAACAGAACAUGGAAAGCAAAGAUCUUUUUCAUGUUGAACAACGACAGUACAUUGAUAAGUUAAAUGAAUUAAGGCGGCAGAAAGAGAAAUUGGAAGAGAAGAUUAUGGAUCAAUACAAAUUCUAUGACCCAUCUCCGCCUAGAAGGAGAGGCAACUGGAUUACUCUAAAAAUGAGAAAAUUGAUAAAAUCUAAGAAAGAUAUUAAUCGGGAACGUCAGAAAUCUCUAACAUUAACACCUACCCGCUCAGACUCCAGUGAAGGAUUUCUUCAGCUUCCCCAUCAAGAUAGUCAAGAUAGUUCUUCAGUGGGUUCAAACUCUUUAGAAGAUGGCCAAACUGUGGGGACCAAGAAAAGCAGCAUGGUUGCACUGAAAAGACUGCCCUUUUUGAGGAACAGACCGAAGGAUAAAGACAAAAUGAAGGCCUGCUACCGUCGUUCCAUGUCCAUGAAUGACCUGGUGCAGUCCAUGGUCCUAGCAGGACAGUGGACAGGUAGUACUGAGAAUUUGGAGGUUCCUGAUGAUAUUUCAAGGAGAAAAGAAUUGGGAGCUAUGGCCUUCUCUACUACAGCCAUCAACUUUUCAACUGUCAACUCUUCUGCAGGCUUCAGAUCCAAGCAGUUGGUUAAUAAUAAAGAUACUACAUCCUUUGAAGACGUAAGUCCACAAGGUAUUAGUGAUGAUUCUAGUACGGGAUCAAGAGUUCAUGGAAUGCAGGCCAUUAUCUGUGCAGGUGCUCAUAUCCAUCCUCUUCGUGGCAUCUCUGCAGUGUGCAGGUUUCCUUGUAUGAUCUGUUCUUCAAGACCAGCCAGCCUUGAUAGUGGCAGAACAUCCACUAGCAAUAGCAAUAAUAAUGCUUCACUCCAUGAAGUCAAAGCAGGUGCAGUUAAUAGCCAAAGCAGGCCACAAAGCCACAGCAGUGGAGAGUUUAGCCUGCUUCAUGAUCAUGAGGCUUGGUCCAGCAGUGGUAGCAGUCCAAUCCAGUACUUGAAAAGACAGACCAGAUCAAGUCCAGUGCUCCAGCACAAAAUGCCUGAAACAUCAGAGAGUCAAGCACAUCACAAGAUCAAAACUGGGUCCCCUGGAAGUGAAAUUGUUACUCUCCAACAAUUUUUGGAAGAAAGCAACAAGCUUACCUCAAUACAGUUGAAGUCCUCAAGUCAAGAGAAUCUUUUAGAUGAAGUAAUGAAAAGUUUGUCUGUCUCUUCUGACUUUUUGGGAAAAGACAAACCAGUUAGCUGUGGUCUGGCCAGGUCAGUAAGUGGAAAAACCCCAGGGGACUUCUAUGAUAGACGGACAACUAAGCCUGAGUUUGUGAGACCUGGUCCUCGAAAGACUGAAGAAACCCACUUCAUUAGUUCUGCAGGAAAAACUACACCAGGCACUCAAGGAAAGAAAAAAUUGGUAAAAGAAACUCCCCUGUCACGACAAUCAAAAGAUAGUAACCCUUAUGCCACUUUACCUCGUGCAAGCAGUGUGAUCUCUACUGCCGAAGGAACUACACGAAGGACAAGCAUCCAUGAUUUUCUGACUAAGGACAGUAGACUGCCUGUAUCAGUUGAUUCACCACCAGCUGCUGCUGAUAGCACCACUGCAGCUUCUAAUGUGGACAAAGUACAAGAAAGCAGAAAUUCAAAAAGCAGGUCAAGGGAGCAACAAAGCUCCUAAUUCUUUUAUCCCACUACAUGACAUGUGGGCCAAGUGAGAGAAAAGUGUCCUUCAGUUUCUCAAUAUGAAGCCUUUAUUUCUGAAGUAACAAGACACCUAGCAACUAUAGGAAUCAUUUUUAAAAAUCUUUAAGGAGACUUUUAACAAUCCUUCGUGAAUAGAGCAGGCAAGAAAUACAAACCUUCAUUUCUUCCUUGAAUCAAGGAGCACUACUGGAUUCAGCUGCCAAAAUUUUUAGAAGGUUUUAGCCCUUACUAUACAUUGUACUGUUAAGAUCUACUGAAUAAAGGACAUUCUCUCGCUAAGGACCAAGUGUUUUAAGGUCAAGUGUUCCAAGAAGUACACCAAGAACAAUCUACUUUUUUUCAUCAUUUGUUUCAUGGAUUUAUCUGUUUGCUUAAUGCUUCUGCUAAAUAUUAGCCCAAAUCUAGCCAUUUAUAUUUAGUUGUGUAAAUCUAAAUUAAAUGCUGUAGUAUUUUGUGGAAUGUACUAUAUAUCAAGAUACAGAGAAAAUUGUUUUGGCAUGUCAGAGCCUUACUUGGUUAGCAGACUGCAUGUGUUGGUACUUUUUUUUCCCUUAAAGCCAAUUAUUUUGAUGUACUUCAGAAGAAAUUCAGUUUAUAAGAUAAAUCUAAAAGAUCCAUAAUGAAAUAGAAGUUAUAAAAAUUUAUAGUGAUAUUAAUCUUUCCAUAUUCCCUAUUAAGCAGCACUAAGCAUUCAUACAUGGAUCCAAGGUAAUUAAAGUGUUUUUCUGAAACAUUUUUUAGUAAGAUGGUUUUCCAGCAAAUGGCAUUCCCAGUAUAAAGCUCUUCUGUUUUAACUCAUUUCCCUUUUUUGGUAUUGGGUUAUGGAUGUGUGUUUGUUUUUAACUUGAGAGCUGACUGUUGCUUAAGAAGUUUUCUUAUGGCAAAAAUAAUGUAAAUAAUUUACUAUAAUCUGCAUUUUGCCAGGAGCUCAUUUAUUAUUAAGGUUAUCAUUUUUAUUAAUAAGAAUUUUUCUGUUUUUGUCCUUUAUAAUACAUUAAAGUUGAUAACUGUUA